This is a messenger RNA of Phycodurus eques (leafy seadragon), 3046 nucleotides long. Its product is annotated as double-stranded RNA-specific editase B2-like. Gene Ontology annotation, cellular component: nucleolus; cytoplasm. Lineage: Eukaryota; Metazoa; Chordata; Actinopteri; Syngnathiformes; Syngnathidae. Gene Ontology annotation, biological process: RNA processing; adenosine to inosine editing. The coding region runs from base 97 to 2115 and encodes 672 amino acids. The record is from RefSeq and is a predicted model, not a curated record. The transcript is spliced from 10 exons. Gene Ontology annotation, molecular function: double-stranded RNA binding; tRNA-specific adenosine deaminase activity; double-stranded RNA adenosine deaminase activity.
GUGCAAUGUCGCCGCACAGCUGCUUCCUCUCACUCUGCAAACACCCCACACAAACGUGCAAUUACUAUUAUUCAUAUUCACAAUAUUACACGCGUUAUGGACGUGUGUGAAGUUACAGACGUUAGGAAGAAAAGAAAGAGGAAGAGGAGGAGUAGAGUCACAGAUUCGAGGAGCAUGGGGGUGAAGAAGAUUGAGGAGCAAGUGCACCACCUCGCCGUAAGGAAGCCAUCAAGCAGAGGCACAUCACCAUUCCCCAAAAGGCAAGGACUCGGAGUCUCCGAGAGGAAGUGCCCACAAAUGGGCCGCCUGACGUGGAAGAGAGCACCCUGGUUGCUUACUCGGAAGAAGAACUCAGUGGUGCGGCUGAAUGAGCUGCAACCCGGUCUUCGCUACGACACGGUGUCGCAGACCGGCCCGCCACACGCCCCCGUGUUUGCGGUGGCCGUGGAUGUGAACGACCUCCGCUUCGAGGGCAGUGGACCCACGAAAAAACAGGCCAAGAUGAGGGCGGCCGAGCUGGCUCUCAAGUCCUUCGUCCAGUUCCCCGAACCAGGCUUGGAGGGUAUCAGGAGCACCGAGACCGAGUUCACAAAUGAUCGACUGGAUCAGUCAGAAAUGUUCUGCGCGGAGGGCACAGAGAGUGAAAACUGGACCUGCGUCUUGGAGAAGGACGUGUUGUCGUGCAGCCGCAGUCCAUCCAAUGCAGGGGGAGCGGUCAGUACCUGGCUUUUGAGGCGGCUUGGUCCAGUGGGGUUGCUCGGUGAACUGCGACCAGGGCUGCGCUACUUUUGCCUGACAGAGCGACUUCACGGCCGGCCAGAUAGGAGUUUCAUCGCGGCAGUCCGGGUAGAGGGGCGGAUGUUCGAAGGCUGCGGUCGCAGUAAAAGAGCCGCCAAGGCCCGGGCGGCGGCCGCCGCUCUGUGCUCGCUCUACGACAUCGGUGUGGGCCUCGAGAGGAACGUGAUGGGCCUCCAAGGGGACAAACAGCAACUACCUCAGUUUUUUGCAGAGUCCAUCUUCCAGCUGGUGAGACAAAAAUACGAGCAGCUAAUGGACCAAAGGCUCACUACGCACAACAUGGCCGCUUUCAUCAUGACGACAGGAUUUGAGGCGAACUCAGCCGAGGUGGUUUCCAUGGCAACGGGGACCAAGUGUUUGGACUGGGAUGCCAGUUGUCACGACGACAGGGUGCUGCGCGACUGUCAUGCCGAGGUUGUGUGCAGGAGGGCGUUGUUGCGAUUCUUAUACGCUCAGCUGGAGAUGCUCCUUAUAUGUCCUCCAGAUGAGGCUGAUGCAGGCUCGGUGUCCAUUUUUGAACCAGCGACUGGUCGCCGCGGGGUCUUCAGGCUGCGAGACCACGUUGGAUUCCACAUGUUUGUCACCUCGUCACCGUGUGGAGAUGCCAGACUCAACUGCCCGUAUGAAAACUACGCCUCACCCUCCAUGACGAUGUCCGCGUUGCGCUGUGGCCUGAGGACGAAGGUGGGCGGCGGACAGGGAACUUUGCCCGUCACAACUCGGCCAGCCAAUCAGAAGGCGGCAGGAGUGUCGGCGGGUAGACCUCGAGUCAGCAUGUCCUGCACAGACAAAAUAGCAAAGUGGUGCGCAGUGGGCCUGCAAGGGGCGCUGUUGUCUCACCUGGUGGAGCCUGUGUACCUUCACAGCUUGACGGUGGGAACGUUGAGCCACACGGGCCACCUGCAACGCGUCCUGACUCGCCGACUGGCCCCAAAUAAACGCUGCGCCGCACCCUAUCGACGCAAACCGCCGCUACUCGCAUGUCUUAACAUGGGGGAGCGUCACGCAUGUGGGACUUCAUCUCGGGUCAGCAUAAACUGGAGCAGCGGUGACGGCGACACAGAGGAGCUCAGCACCUCGUCAGGGUUGUGUAACCUCUGCGGGACACCGUCCAGACUCAGCGGCCGUCGUUUUUUCACCCGCUGGCAACGUCUGCGCAGGCGGUUGAACGAUUGGACGCCAGAGGACAUGCUGAGGACGCACGACGCUUGGAAGCGGGCGGCCGGUCCGUACCAGAAGGCCGUGCGGCAGUUCGGCGAUGCCGUGCGGGACGCGGGUCUCGGGGUGUGGAGCAGGAAACUUACGCAAAGCGCUUAGAGCAACGACGUGUAAUAUGAACAUCGUUAUGAAAACAAGUACAAGUCGGACUCGCAGCUGUGAGGUUCUGGGUUCAAAUCUGGGCACCAGCCUUCCUGUGUGGAGUUUAUUUACAUGAUCUCUUUGGACUCGCCUGUUUUUUUUCUCCCACAUUCCAAAUACAUGUUAGCAUGUUUGCGUCAUGAAAGACCAACAGAAUUUGUAACAGAAUUAAUUGUAGAUUUUAAACAAAUUGUAUAUAUAUAUAUAUAUAUAUAUAUAUAAACUUGUCCGACUUCUUCUUCAAAUUCUUUUUCUUUGCUUAAAGUGCACGGUUAAAGUAUUUUGCCAAGCUAGCUCAGUGAAACACAACAUUUAGUCAUAGGAAACUCAUUAAUAUUUUACUGUAAAUGAACAUGCAAUUAAUGAAGCUGAGUUUGUUUUCAUGUCCUGUUAUCAAAUGUCAACAAAAAUCUGCCAGCAUCUUAUUGGAAGUAUUAAAAAAAGAAUAUUGCAUGUUAUUCAUAUUACACCUAUUCAACAAAAAUGCCCAUAUUUGAAUAUUUAAAUGGCUUUGUUUAAAAAAAUAAUUUUUUUGGGGGGGGGGCAGUGUCCAUUUGAUGUGACUGAACUUGUGUCCAAUACAUUUGUACUUUUGGUUUUAUUACCCUAUAUUAUUACCGAGUACUACUAUUUGAAAAGUGUGACUGUAUGUGAACUUGGUAAAUGGUUUGUCAUGAGGAGCUGGUGACUUCAAGAGGAAAAGAUCAUGUACUCGAUCAUUUAUGGCUCUUUAUUUGUAAAAGGUGCAUUGCUGAAAUGUCGAAAUGUGAUGUUAAUAACACUGUACAUUUUUUACCUUUGUAAUUAACAACCAAAAGCAAGUUAUAAUUGUGCAAAAUAAAUUUUAUAAAAUACUUAACCAUACAUAUGGUAUGUUAAUAAUAUACAA